AUGCUUCCCUUGUGGCUUAAAGCAGUGGAUUAUUUCUUGAUACAAAGGUACAAGUAAUACUUGUAAUCACAGACGUUUUUUACACUGUUUACUGCACCAAUUUGCAAUCAUCUUCAUGUUUUUGUUAGACAAUGUCUCCAUUUUUCUAACAGAAAUCCUGUAACUCCUCUUCCUUAAUGGUUUCCUCCCUGCUCCACCCACAGUUCCUUUCCACAUCUCUAACAGUUCCUUUCUCUCAUUCACUAUUGCUCCUUUCCCCAUCCUUAAUGGUUCCCUCCCGCUUCUCUAAUGUUCCCUCCUCUGUCCAUCAUUUGCAUUUCUUUUGCCUUUUUCUUGACUAAUAGUCCCCUCUCUUCUCAAUGGCUCCUUAAUUCCCCCUUCUCUAAUUAUUUCCCUUCCUUAAUCCCCUAUCACUUACAGUUCCUCCUCCCUUCUCUUCCACUGCUCCCUCCACUCUUCUCCAUGGCUUCUUUAUUUUUUCGUAUGGUUUGCUUCUUUGUGUUUCCUUCUCUCCUAGCUCCUUUCCUUUCUCUUUUUUCUCUAAAGGCCUCUUUUCUUAGCUCUUUCCAUCAAGUUUGUUAAUAUAAUUAUUGCUGGUUUAUACCCUGCAGAUUUGACUUGUGCAUUGUUCUGCUGCUGCCUCAAUUAGAGCACGGCUGAGUGAGAAGAGUAUUUGCUUGUGUUAAUAAUUGUCCAUAUAGAGCACUGACUGCGGAGUCUACAGUAUUGUAUACCACAUUUGACGAGGUAAAUAAACAUACUUCCUUGGAUUUAUUUAUUAAAACUGGCAAAACCAUAUACCCACACUUAUUAAAAUAAAUGGACGGCUUGUAAGGAGUCACCUGUCCUACAACAAAAAGUUUGAAACUGGCAGUAUUUUUUUUAAAACUGCAAAUGUAGGAAAGACAUUCUGAAAUUCUUCCUGGCCUUGUAAUUUUUGUACUUUGUAAUUUGUUUACCCACGGAGCACUUAGGAGCCCUGCUUGUGCCUUCUCCUGGACCAAUGCCAGAGCUACUGAGUUGGAGCUCUAAUCUUAAGCAUUUAUUGAUACUAUUAGAGCUUAACUUUGAUGUAACUCAGGGUUUUAAUACAUAAAGGAUGUAGGAGGGGGGAGAUGGGUGGAAAACCAAUACAACACUGUAUGUAAGGUUGGGGUUUUUUUGUUUAUCUUCAUACGUCUGUCCACCAUUAUUUUAUUCAAGGUCAAGGCUGCUGCCUAACGGGCGCCCGGUCGCCAGAGGCGCCCAAGGUAAGAGCAUGGGCGACCAAAUUUCGGUACAAGGAGCCCGCGCGGGCGCCUGACUUAACACACGGCAUUAGACUUAACCUCCUUGUACAUUAUAUUCCUUUAGCUGGAGUAGGACUUUAAACAGUGGAACUGUUGAUAUGGUUAGCGAUGAUGCGAUUAGGCAGUAUAAAAUUUCCACAAAUAAACCGUAAAUUAUGUAAACCUAACGUGUUCAACUGUGAAGCUUUGUCGAAACGAACGAAGCCAUCGUUUCCGAGUCCGGAUGGCAGUUGAAGACUGGGUCUGAGAUUUGACUUCCAAAUAUGGAAUAGCAAAAUUAUGGGCUGUUUGUUGCCUAUGUUGACAUUCGUGCAGUUCAUCGUUUGCUUGGGUUUUCGUCGAUUUGAUAACUUUUUGUGGCGAGAAUGGGAAGCUAUCUUGCGUGCUAUCGACUGGACGUGCUUGAUGUUCGAUUUCAUGUACCAGUUUGCAACGUAUCAGCAUUUUCAAGAGACUUUAAAAACAACACGCCAGAGAACGCAGUAUGAUAUUUCAUAUUUGUAAUGUGAUGUCUUUACCUUGAAUAAAGAAAUUAAAGUAAUGAUCAACUUUGUGUUGGUUGUAUUUCUGCCUUGCUGCACGUGCAUGACGUGGCAUGACAUGGCAGGAAAUAAUCACAUUCACGGACAAAGAAACUUGCAUGCAUGCAUGUAGUUAUUCAGAUACAGCCAUUUCGGAGAAAACCUAAAAAAAAAAAAAACUAAAAUCUUUAUUCAGCCGUAAUAAACAGAGGUCAAAGGAUAUAAAACACUUUACAACUGCAUCUGAAAUCAAAGCCUAUCAGGGACACCUACCGAAGCAUAAACCACAGGAAAUGAUUACUCAGUAUGCAUGUAACAAACCUGCUUCAUGACCUCUAAAUAUAAGAUUUAUAGUGCGGCAAAAACAAGAUUUACUCAGUCAAAGUUUAGAAUGCUACACCUCUUGCACUGUGUAGUGCUAGUAACCUUCGCGCGAGAGAAAAAAGCAAGAGAACCACUGUUCAAGCAGACUCUCAAGGUCACGUUUCACAUUAUCACGAGCUUAUGAGUCGUGUUUGGCCUGUCAACGCUUAUUUCUUACCGCAAAUUAAGCCCCUCAAAUAUUUUUCCGGCUCAUGAAUGUGUAUAAGAAAGGUAAGAAGCAGUUUAAUUGUUACAUUUUAGAAAAUUCUUUGAAGGCUCUUCUAGGUCACAUUGAACACAACAGAUGUGGAAGUUAAUUGAAUAAAUUAAUAAAUGAAAGUAAAUAAUUCGGUUAAUUCUUGUUUACGUGUUAUUUAUUAGGCCCGGCGAAUUCUUAUUAAAGUGUGCAAGAACCUCUAUAACCUAUGUAAUGAUCUUGGAAAAACAAUACAUGGAUUUCAAACUGGGCUCCUAACAAUGUGGCUCGGGCUCCUAACUUUAAACUUUAGGAGCCCGAAGGGCUCCCUAAAAUUUUUCUUAGGCAGCAGCCUUGAAGGUUGUCAGAAAGUUUUGAAGUAGAUGGCCAGUCCAGGGAUAUUUUAUUUAAAAAAUGCCAUCCUUAAAGAAAUGCCAAGCACAGUAGCCAGCCGAUACUUAAAAACCAAGUAGGCGGCAAUUUUCGCUGGCAGCUGGCUACUUUUGACAACCCCGUUUUAUUAUUAAAUUAUGAUUCUUAUCCUUCCAAAUUACCCAAAAGCAGAUAAUAUAUAAUAUUGAUGGCACUGAGGACAUGAAAUUGUGCCCUUAGCAUGUUUUUGUCCAUUUUUCUCGUUAGAUACUGUCACCAGUUUUACAAGAUGGUUCUGAUAAUCUUUGAGACAAGAAAUAGGAGAAGGCCAUUUGGAAUUGUUGCUUUAUAUUCUUGUUCAUCAGGAGGGACCAAGGAUUAGGGACCACAUAAGUCAUGGAGAAGUUAAUCUGCAAAAAAUCUCACAAGAAUCAGCCAAUCACAUUUUAUGCCUGUGCAUUGCGUUUGCAGGAUUGUACCUUUACCCAGAUAAGAUCAACAGAUUCAAUGGUGAUUAUCUAUUUCCUGUCAGCAAAAGAAUAUGUGAAAUAGCAAGGAGUUACAAAUCACGCUUUCAUCCAGUUUCUCUUGCAAGAAAGACAGUGUGUAAACUAACACUUUCUUUAUUAAAAUGGCAGGAUUUACCCAAUCCAUUUCUGGAUGAAUUCAGUGGUUUAGAGAGCAGUGAUGGAAAACUGUCUACACAGAUUGCAGAUGCCACAAGGCUUGCGAAGAGUUAAUAACAUCAUUGUUUGUAGACAAUGUGUCCAAGCUGUUUCCACUUCAAUUUGAUUUGGGAAAAGUUAAUACAUUUGUUGAAGUUGUGGUAGAACUCUUGAACAUAGCACAAUUUCCUACCCUGUACAGGCCUAAAGAGCAAAUAGAGGUAGCUGUUUUACUAAGGAACAUAGCACAGCAUGGAAUUGUAAUUUCUGGACAGGUCAGUAGGAACACACUUCAUCUGUAGUCUGUAGGGUUCCUCAUCAAAGUUUUCUUAUAACCAAAUGUGGUAAAUAUUUAGUAAAGUAAAGAGGUGUUGUCUCAAAAAUUUAAAUUUGUGAAUUUAUGAGAUUGGUUACCAUAUUCAGAGAGAACAAGUGUAAACAGGAUGGGGGUUUAUAAGCACCAUUAUGCUCUGAUGCCUCCAUAGAAUUUAUUCUAAAAUAGGCCUGGAUCAUAACAGUUACAUUCCUGGCUUAUUUUAGAAUUAAGACCUAUAAUUAUGGAGUCACUGGAGCAUGAUGUUGCUUAAUAUAUCUCCCCACCAAUUUAAUUUGCUGUAAAUAAACAACCUCAGUUCAAAGUAAGGUUUUUCUUUUUCAGCCAUUAUUUAUGAAUAGAGAUUUUGUGGUAGUUUUUAACUUUGGUAAUUGACUGAGAAUAGUAACUAUUUCAAGAUAUACACACACUCAUUAAAUGUCAAUUUCUUAAUGUUUUCCUUGUGGAUAAAAUUUGUUAAUUAAUUUUACAAGGAAGAAAAAUAGAAUGCUGAAGAUUUGGUUGUCUUUUCAACCAGAUCUGUGAGACAGCCUCAAGAUCAGUGAGAUUUGAACAGUGGCAGAACAGGCAGCUAAGACAGCGACAAAGGACAAACUACAAACGACUGUGGUCACAGGUUCCACUCAUAUUUGUAGCCCUGCAGUUUAUUGUCAUCAUCAUUGUCAUAGAACUGUUUCAACUGCCAAAGAACAGAGAUCAAAGUAACAGGAAUACUUUCACAAGGUAAUAAAACUGCAGCUUUAUUUUUUGUAACAUGAUUCAAAAUCAAUUGAUCUAAACCCAUUCAAGUAAAAGUAAAAAAAACAUCCACAAAAACAAAGAUCUAUUUUUAAGCAUCAACAUUACCGUGGAUAGGAUAUAGGGAGUAAAAUAAGCUAACUAGUUUCUAAAUCACUAGCUAGAAUCAUGGCAGUUUUGUUUUAGUACAUUUAUUUACAAAGUCUUCUGUCCUGGUAACCCACAUUAAAUCACAGAAUGACUUCUUAUGUUUUCCACAAAAAAGUGUCUAUUAAGUAAGUUUGUGAAUUUACAUGCAUGUUUGGAGACAACGACAACGUGACGUAGAGGUUAUGGCUUGCAAUGUAACCAUUGUUUCCAAAACAACAAGCAGUUACUUUAAUUUAUCAUUAUUUUUCACACAUUCUUGCAGGUUCAUCAAACGAUGUCUUCAGUGUACAGAGAACAUGGAAUCUCUAUCCAGCACAACAAAAAACCGAUGGGAUGAAUGUAGUACUACAGCAAAGAUGUUGGUGGAGUGUGUUGAACAUUAUUACGCCAAAAGAUGUGAAGUUGUGUCAUGA
Messenger RNA from Porites lobata, 5041 nucleotides. NCBI's taxonomy places the organism in Eukaryota, Metazoa, Cnidaria, Anthozoa, Scleractinia, Poritidae. The record is from the annotation of a GenBank genome assembly.